UGAAUAUAUAAUCAUUCGCAUACACAGAUUUAACUUUAAAUAGUGGUUUAUUAUAAUAAGACGUACAUCUGGAUUAAUUAAUUACAACAGUUAGGAUUUUGGAUUUUAUAUUUUGUAAAAAGAUGAUAGUAAAGACAGCAUUUAUUCUUUUCGGACUUUUGAGCUAUGUCAAAACAUGGGAAUUACGGCCACCAGGAUACCCAGCAAUAACGUAUAAAGGACAUACUAAUUCACCCAUAACAGGGCAUACUGUACAGCUAGAAUGUUCAUCAGCAGGCGGCAUGCCAACACCUAAUAUCACAUGGUAUGUGGAUGAAAGACUUCUAACAAAUUCUCAAAACAUCACCGUUUCCCCAGUUACCACUACGGCAGACGUAACAUCAUCGACUUUGACUAUAAGUCAUGUGACAAUUGGUGAACAUUUACAAGUUUUUAAGUGCAAAGUUGACAAUGGUGUCUUGCAAAGUGAUCUUGUCGCUACGUUUUAUAUAGUUGCACCACCUGCGCCAGCUCUAACAGGAAAAGACACUGUAUUAGCUGGUGAUACAGAAACAUGGUUUUGUUCGUCUACGGCAGGAUUUCUGGAACCAAAGAUGACUAUGUACCUUAAUAACGUACCCAUUCAAAGUGGUUUUACGGUAGACAAAUCUGCUGGCGGAGUGAUUGGCACUCUUAUUUGGACCGCACAAUCAAUGAACGAUGGUGAUAAACUCACCUGUAAAAUUGAACAUGACCUUUUUGAUGCUAAGUCAACAAGCGUAAUUGUUGCGGUACAAGCCACACCAGACCAUCCUAUAUUUACCGGCCAGACAGUAUUCAAUCCUGGUCAACAACAACAAUGGACGUGUGAAUCAAAGGGAGGCAAUCCGGCUCCUGAUAUGACUAUCACAAUAAACAAUAAUCAAAUAUAUAAUGGAAUUACAUCAUACGAAGUAAAAGAUUACGUUACAAAAACAACAGAAAUGACGACAACACUUAAUUGGGCGCCAUCAAUAGCAAAUGAUGGGGACAGUCUCUGCUGUAAAGUUACCCACGUGACACUUUCGUAUACACAAUCGUCAUGUUUAAUCCUUCAACUUGCUCAGGUUGCCACACAGCCACCGACAAUUUCGGGCUCUCCAUUAGUUUAUAUUGGACAGUCAUCGCAGUUCUCAUGUACAACCUUGGGUGGAUAUCAAAAGCCGAACAUGGUUAUGACAAUUGGGGGUAUUGAUAUAACAAGCGGUAUAUCUAACCAGGACACACAAGAUUCUAACACUCAAAGGUGGAGAGUAACCCAAACCGUUUCAAUGAUAGCAACUGCAUUCAAUGAUGGACAAAAAAUAUGCUGUGAAGUUCCAAUGCUACAGCCAGUAUGUCUUACGUUAUCAGUACAAGCUUCAUUACAACAAGCAACAAUUUCUGGUCCUACAUCCGUUAUUUCUGGCCAGUCAACACAGUGGACAUGUAUAACAAAAAAUGGACAUCCAAAGCCUAACAUGAUGAUGACAAUGGAUGGUGUUCGAAUAACAAACGGUUUUUCUAGCAAGGAAAUACAAGAUUCUUACACGAACACUUGGACAGUUACUCAAUACGGCAUGAUGGCCCCAACACCAAUCAACGAUGGGAAAAAGAUAUGUUGUGUAGUGGAAACACUUCAGCCUGUUUGUCGCACCAUAGCAGUACAAGCCCCUCUACAAACACCAACAAUAGUAGGUCCUUCUAACGUCAUCAUUGGCCAGUCAACGCAAUGGACAUGUACAUCAGCAAAUGGACAUCCAAAACCUAACAUGGUCAUGACACUUGAUGGUUCUAUCAUAACAAACGGUUUUACUAGCACAGAAAUACUAGACCCUAACACGAAUACGUGGACAGUGACUCAAAAUGUAAAAAUGAAUCCAACUGCACUCAAUGCUGGACAAAAGAUAUGCUGUCAAGUACCAACGCUACAGCCAGUAUGUCGUACCCUAUUAGUACAAGCUUCACUACAAACACCAACAUUAGUUGGUCCUUCUCAAGUUACUAUUGGCCAGUCAACGCAAUGGACAUGUACAUCAACAGAUGGAUAUCCAAAGCCUAGCAUGACUAUGACACUUGGAGGUUCUACCAUAACAAACGGUUUAGCUAGCACAGAAUAUCUAAAUCCUAACACGAACAUGUGGACAGUAACAAAAAGCGUCACUAUGAUCCCAACUGCGGUCAAUGAUGGACAAAGGCUAUGCUGUCAAGUAUCAACACAACAGCCUGUAUGUCGUACCCUAGCAGUACAAGCUUCAGUACAAACACCAACAUUAGUGGGUCCUUCUCAAGUUACUAUUGGCCAGUCAGCGCAAUGGACAUGUACAACAGAUGGAUAUCCAAAGCCUAACAUGAUAAUGACAAUCGGAGGUUCUACCAUUACAAACGGUUUUCCUAUCCAAGACUAUCUAAAUCCUAACACGAAUAUGUGGACAGUAACUCAACGCGUCACUAUGAACCCAACCGCACUCAAUGAUGGUCAAAAGAUCUGUUGUCAAGUUCCAACGCUACAGCCAGUAUGUCGUACCCUGGUAGUACAAGCUUCAGUACAAACACCAACAUUAGUGGGUCCUUCUCAAGUUACUAUUGGCCAGUCAACGCAAUGGACAUGUACAACAGAUGGAUAUCCAAAGCCUAGCAUGAUUGUGACACUUGGAGGUUCUACCAUUACAAACGGUUUAACUAGCACAGAAUAUCUAAAUCCUAACACGAACAUGUGGACUGUAACUCAUAGCGUUACUUUGAACCCAACCGCACUCAAUGAUGGUCAAAAGAUAUGUUGCCAAGUACCAACGCUACAGCCAGUAUGUCGUACACUAGCAGUACAAGCUUCAGUACAAACACCAACAUUAGUGGGUCCUUCUCAAGUUACUAUUGGCCAGUCAACGCAAUGGACAUGUACAACAGAUGGAUAUCCAAAGCCUAGCAUGACUAUGACACUUGGAGGUUCUACCAUAACAAACGGUUUAACUAGCACAGAAUAUCUAAAUCCUAAUACCAACAUGUGGACUGUGACUCAUAGCGUCUCUUUGAACCCAACCGCACUCAAUGAUGGACAAAAACUUUGUUGCCAAGUACCAACGCUACAACCAGUAUGUCGUACACUAGCAGUACAAGUUGCACCGCAACCUCCAAUAAUGUUGGGUCCUUCAACAGUUAUUACUGGCCAGCAAUCGCAAUGGACAUGUACAUCAUCAGGGGGCAAUCCAAAGCCUACCAUGGUAAUAAAACUCAAUGGUGUAAUACAAAGCGGUACUUAUCCUUAUGAAACACAGAAUACAGCCCGGAAGACAUGGACUAUUAGUCAAACUUUUACUAUGAUCCCAACAGCCCUCAAUAAUGGACAAAGCAUAUGCUGUGAAGUUUAUCAUGUUGCAUUAACAACAACCCAAUCAACUUGUCGGACGAUUGCUGUACAAGGUACAGACUCACUUUGCCAAGGGCCAGCUACAGUAACGUUUGCGUUGGACGGAUCAGAUAGUAUAUCUAAUGACAAUUAUCAGACCAUGAUUGACUUUACAAUAAACAAUAUCAAUUCAUUCAACCUUGGUCAGAACUAUAUUAUGGUAGGGGCUUUGGUUUAUGGAAGUGAUGUCACGGCUAUUAAUCCAAUGGGUAACAAGGCAAACCUGAUUCAGGAAAUUCAAAGCAGACUUAUACAACCAAGAGAUGGCACUCAGACACACAAAGCUUUGGAAACCAUUCGUUUACAAAUGGUCAAUCUGCCAAGCACUCGUUCACGGGUAGCUAUCUUUAUUACGGAUGGCGAGUCAUAUGACAAAGUCCAAACAGAAAUACAAGCCAAUUUAGCAAAACAGCAAGGAGUUCUAAUUGCUGCAUUUGGCAUUGAUAUGAAACCUGGUACUGGUGGAUAUAAUGAACUGAACACAAUCGCCAGCUCCCCUGACCUUGUGUUUCUGUUUGAUAGCUUCAAUUCACUUAUUACCAAUAUUACAAUGAUAAAAGAUAUACUAUGUCAAGUUAUUACACCAUCUACUACAACAACACCUGCACCGCUUACGACAACACUAAAAACCGAACCAAUUGUAACUGAUCCAUUAUGUGAAGGUUGUGUAAUUGUUGAUGGACAUGCGUAUGUCGCACACGACAGUGACUGUUCUAAGUUCUACCACUGCUAUUUAACACAUGACACCAAUGGUGAUGAAAUCAUGGUGGCAAAGGAGGAAAAUUGUGCCGCUAAAACAUUUUGGUCCCAGGAACAUAAGACAUGUGUCACUUGGGAGAAUAUGGUUUGUCCAAACCCACUGAAUAAAUGUUUCGGUCAAGUUGACGGGACACUUAUGCCGUAUCUAGGUUGUGAAACAUACUGGAUGUGCCAAGGGGGAAUACCACUACCAAUGGCUUGCUCAAAUAAUAGAAUAUUUGAUCCAAACACUCUUCAAUGCAUACCAGAUCCCGGAACAACUAGUUGUUUUGGUCCCACUCUCCAAACUUGUAAUUUUGAGGAGGACCCAGCCGACGCGUCUAAAUAUUUCGUGAAGCAACAGGCUCAAGAUGGUUCAGUUAUUAUGAUUCACCAGACAUGCGCAUCUGGAACCCUUUAUGACCAAUCAAAAUGUUCAUGUUCAACACAUGACACAAACAUUGUUAUUUUACCUACAGGUUGUCAAGCAUUGGUGGAACAAGGUCAAAAUGGCGUUUUCACCUUUAAACAGACAAGUGAAUUGAUAUACGGCAUCAAUUCAAAUGCUCUUGUGGAUUUUCAAACGGAUCCAGAUGCAAUGAAACUUACACCUAACGGUCAUAUCAUAAUGUAUCGGUUGGCUAAUUAUGAUUUUCAACAGGCCUUUGCAGUGUCCUUCAAAUUGCAGCUGUCAGCAAGCAGCCCAAGUGGCUUGCAACAAAUUCUUAUAAACUGUAUAUAUCCUGACACUGCAACCUCCUUGAUCGAUACGCCAUCGAUUUCUAUACAAGUGGGCAAAUCACCAACUGGCGAUUAUACAUUUUUUAGUCAGUUGCAGACAACAGACGGAAUGCAAAUCAUAAACGUUUCGAUAACAGGCUCAACUUCUGCUUAUGUUGACGUAACAAUGGCUUAUGAUGGCAACGUCUUUGUUUUAAAUGUUGAUGGUCAAGAAAGUUCCAUUGCCAUGACAGGAUCAAUAUUAAAAGGUCCAACUUUUGCACUUGGCAGGCCACUUACUCAACCUACCGCUAAUGGCAUUCAGUACUUAGAUGGUAGUAUCAAAAAUCUAAAGAUCUACGAUUGUAUAGCUCAGGAGAUCAAGGACAAGCUGAAUGCAAUGUAACGAAGGCAAUUCAAAUAAAAAAAGUUGGAAUGUUUUGAAGAAAACUACGAAAUUGUAUAUCAUGUGAUUACCUCAAUCUUCUAACAUUUGUAUGUACAAGGCACAUUGAUGCAUUCGUCUUUUUAAUGCAUUGUGUAAUACUAUUUGAUGUCUAUUGUAAUAUAAAAACAAAACUUCCUGUAAAUAAACCAAACAUGUCUGAAUGUAAAUAUUAUUAUAUAAAUAUCAGCACAUAAUGCUGAAAUAAUUUUAACAUUAUAAAUAUGAAUUUGUAUAAAACUUCAAUAGACUUCGAAAUAUGUUUUUAUGAGUAAGUGAGCAACGAUGAAGACAGUUCCUAUAUCUGAUAAAUGUUAUCCACUCAAGAAACACAAAUAUAAGUUAAUUGUCAAAAUGGUCUGUUGGUUAUUAUGUCAUUAUAAAAAUCGUAGAAAAGGUCUGUUCAGUUGUAAAAGCCAAACAAGAAAAAACUAGGUUCUAAUAAGUGUGACUAUAUUUGUGUAUAAUAUUGAAAACAACACGUUAUUAUUUUGUUGCGUCCGAAGCGCUUUUCUGGAUUUACCUUCAUCUGGAACGCUCAAAGCCAAACGUUUGAAAUCCAAAGAUGUAUAAGUACCGAAACCGUUGAAGAGGUAUAUAUAAAAAAUAACUAAAAUAAAUAGCCAAAUUCAUCUCAAGCCAACUUUGCCUGAGGGAGUUGAAACCUUAGUUUCUUAAUAAUUUAUAAAUUUAUAAACGGAUAAUUUUUUUAGUAAAUCAUGUCAGUACCGAAAUACUGACUACUGAGCUGAUGAUACCCUCGGGGACUGAUAGUCCACCAGCAGAGGUAUGCAUUUAUUGAUCAAUGUUCAUCUCAUUUUGUUAUAAUGUGAACGUUAAUGUAGUUUUGUGUUUACAAAUUCACAAAAUCAAACUGCUUUAACAUUUUGCUCGUUUAUUAUUAACAAUGUCCCUUUCUGUGUACUUUCAUUUUGAAUUUUGAUUUUUUUACUUUAAGUGCUACAUUUACAGGGGAAACUCUAUGACUUGUUGUUUAAAUAAUAUGAAUCAAAAUGUAUAAAUUUUGAUAUUGAUAUUGAUGUUGAAAUGUGUUUUAAUAACGCUGUGAUCAUGUUUUAUUGUCAUUU
Mytilus trossulus (common blue mussel) is the source of this 6394-nucleotide messenger RNA. RefSeq lists its product as uncharacterized. The transcript is spliced from 22 exons. Gene Ontology annotation, molecular function: chitin binding. Gene Ontology annotation, cellular component: extracellular region. The record is from RefSeq and is a predicted model, not a curated record. Lineage: Eukaryota; Metazoa; Mollusca; Bivalvia; Mytilida; Mytilidae. Bases 123 to 5267 code for a protein of 1714 amino acids.